Paramacrobiotus metropolitanus is the source of this 1083-nucleotide messenger RNA. Its product is annotated as 5-hydroxytryptamine receptor 1B-like. Bases 1 to 1083 code for a protein of 360 amino acids. The record is from RefSeq and is a predicted model, not a curated record. Gene Ontology annotation, molecular function: G protein-coupled peptide receptor activity. The transcript has a single exon. Lineage: Eukaryota; Metazoa; Tardigrada; Eutardigrada; Parachela; Macrobiotidae. Gene Ontology annotation, cellular component: membrane. Gene Ontology annotation, biological process: neuropeptide signaling pathway.
AUGAAUUUAACGAUUAUGAUGAAUGCUUCUUCGAACACCACCGCCCGUUUUCAGCCUCCCAAUACGAUCUACAUUGGCUGGUUGUACCUUUUUUUGAACGUUUUCAGUUACAUCAGCAAUAUAUUCUUCAUAACGCUGUACUGUAAAAGCCCGCAACUACACACGCCGUUCUCGGUGUACGUUCUCACUUUGGCCAUAACGGACCUCGUAAAAUCCUGCACCAGCAAUUUCAGUCAAAUCAGCAACUUCAUGGAGAUACCUUGGAUCUUAGGCGAAGGAUUUUGUAAUUUAUGUUUGUAUCUCACGCAAGCUUUAGCCGGAUUUGUUCUCCACGUUCACGUCCUCAUCAGCUGUAAUCGGUUCUGGGCGGUGACCUUUCCUAACAGUUACCGACUGUAUCACACGACCAAAUUUGCCGCCGGUGUUGUUCUGCUGACUGCUGUUUAUAUUAACGCGUGGUCCUUGCCCGGGGUAAUCGUCUUUGAUCAGAGGUCACGAGCGCCUUACAAUGCGCGCUUCUGUGUGUACUUUCCGUCCGGACCGAAUCAGCAGCUGUAUGCCGGCAUAACUACCGCGUUUGUUCAUUGGGUCCCGCAGUGUAUAGUUCUUCUACUGUAUCCCUUCAUUGCCUAUAAAGUGCUCAAAGUGGUCAGGAAGAAGGUUCAUGCUCAGUCCUGGUCUCGACAAGGCACCGGUGCUUCAAGGAGAUCGGAUGCAAUGGAGCUAUCUAAAAGCUUAGCAAAAGAAGACCAGCCAACGGGAAGUGCCACGAAAACUUAUGAAUCGGGAAGCGAGAAGUUUUCCGCGUCGCGGGGUCCCGUCCCAAAGCGGAUGCUGAAGAGCGAAGGCCGACAUUUUCUCAUGCUAACCAUUCUAUUUCUCAGCGUGACCAUAUCGUGGACGCCCUCUCACAUUGCGUACACCUGGGUGAUUUGGAAUUCCUACAUGGAUUACCGGUUGAUAUCCAUUGGAAAUUAUAUUUUUUCUCUGGACUGCACCAUGAACCCGGUAUUGUGCUUGGUAUCGUCCAAGGAAUGGCGUCAAGCAGCGAGAGCGCUGUGGCGCAGAAAUCGAACUGGCUAA